GGGACGUGAAGGCCCGAGCUCCCAAUCGGCGGCCGGACUUUCAGGCACGCUGCAGUUUCAGCCAAUAGGAGCCGAGGAGAGGCGCGGAGGGGGCAGGCCCCGCGGCUAGCCUGGCCGAGGCGCGAGGCCCUCCUCCCGUCUCUCCGCCUACUCCAGCCUCCGCUGCCUCAGCAUCCCGAGCGAGCCUUGAGGCCGCCGGAACAGCUCCCGCGGCGGAGCAGGAGCCGGAUGGUCAGAGGAGCCCGGCAGUCCCAGCAGCCGCGGAGUCGCCUGGCCCCCAGACUGACUGGCACAGUGGAGAAACUACCUCGAAAACGGAAAAGCAGGACUGAAUUUGCUCUUAAAGAAACCAUGUCCUCUGGAGGUGCUGAAGAUGACAUCCCCCAGGGAGAGAGGAAGACAGUCACAGAUUUCUGUUAUCUUUUGGAUAAAUCCAAGCAACUAUUCAAUGGGUUAAGAGAUUUGCCUCAAUAUGGACAGAAGCAGUGGCAAUCCUACUUUGGAAGAACUUUUGAUGUUUACACCAAACUCUGGAAAUUUCAGCAGCAGCAUCGACAAGUCUUGGAUAAUCGGUAUGGCUUGAAGCGGUGGCAAAUAGGAGAAAUUGCUUCCAAGAUUGGACAGCUGUAUUACCAUUAUUAUUUGCGAACAUCUGAGACCAGCUAUCUGAAUGAGGCUUUCUCCUUCUACUCUGCAAUCAGACAGAGAUCAUACUACUCUCAAGUUAAUAAAGAGGACAGGCCUGAGUUGGUUGUUAAGAAACUCCGAUACUAUGCAAGAUUUAUAGUAGUUUGUCUUCUUCUUAACAAAAUGGAUGUUGUGAAAGACCUAGUAAAGGAGUUAUCUGAUGAAAUUGAAGAUUAUACUCAUCGCUUCAAUACUGAAGAUCAAGUCGAGUGGAACCUCGUGCUUCAAGAGGUGGCAGCCUUUAUUGAGGCAGACCCUGUGAUGGUGUUGAAUGAUGAUAACACCAUUGUUAUCACAUCUAAUCGCCUCACUGAAACAGGAGCCCCAUUGCUGGAGCAAGGCAUGAUUGUGGGGCAGUUGUCUCUGGCUGAUGCACUCAUUAUUGGUAAUUGUAAUAAUCAGGUCAAAUUCAGUGAAUUAACUGUUGACAUGUUCCGUAUGCUGCAAGCCUUGGAGAGGGAACCAAUGAAUUUAGCUUCCCAGAUGAAUAAACCAGGAAUACAGGAGUCAGCUGACAAGCCAACCAGACGGGAAAACCCCCACAAGUAUCUGCUCUACAAGCCGACCUUUAGCCAGCUGUAUACUUUCUUAGCAGCAUCUUUUAAGGAGCUGCCUGCCAAUAGUGUACUUCUGAUUUACCUGUCAGCCACUGGCGUUUUCCCCACAGGUCGUUCUGAUGGUGAAGGUCCCUACGACUUUGGAGGUGUACUCACUAACAGUAACCGGGACAUUAUAAAUGGAGACGCAAUCCACAAACGAAACCAGUCCCACAAGGAGAUGCACUGCCUUCACCCUGGAGAUCUCUAUCCGUUCACAAGGAAACCCUUGUUCAUCAUUGUGGACUCUUCCAACAGUGUUGCCUACAAGAAUUUCACAAACUUGUUUGGACAGCCACUUGUCUGCUUGCUUUCUCCCACGGCAUAUCCAAAAGCUCUGCAAGAUCAGUCUCAGCGAGGUAGCCUCUUCACUCUCUUUUUGAACAAUCCUCUAAUGGCCUUCCUAUUUGUGUCUGGAUUGUCAAGCAUGCGUAGAGGCCUGUGGGAAAAGUGUCAAGAAUAUCUUCGAAAAAUCAACCGUGAUAUUGCCCAGCUACUGACCCAUUCACGUUCAAUAGAUCAGGCCUUUCUCCAGUUUUUUGGAGAUGAGUUUCUUCGAUUGCUUCUCACAAGGUUUGUCUUCUGUUCAGCCACCAUGAGGAUGCACAAGGCCUUUCGGGAAACUCGGAAUUACCCAGAAUCCUAUCCGCAACUACCAAGGGAUGAGACUGUGGAGAACCCUCACCUUCAGAAGCAUAUUUUAGAAUUGGCCUCCAUUCUGGAUGUUCGCAAUAUCUUCUUUGAGAAUCCCAUGCACGACUAUUAAAACCCUCUUGUUUAACUUCUUUCAUCUUCCACAGGUUUAAACGGUGCAGUUUUUAUGUGAUGACAGAGACCAUUAUUCAGUUUUUAUUUGUAAACUUAGGAACCACCAUUUUAAAAAUAAACUGAAAAAAGUUCAAACUUUUAGGGUAACUUUUAAAACAUAAUGUUUCAAAUCUUUUAAAGUCUCAAUCUUGAAAUUUUUAUUUUUGGUUUUGACAUUAUAUACUUACCUCCAACAUCUAAUCCUACAUUCAUAUAGGUACUAUUGCCUCCCUAAGAAGAAAAAAUUGUUUAUUUUUUUUACAUAAUGAGGACAAUCCAGAAGUUAUACUUGGACAUUUAAAUGUCUGGAUUUGAGAAAUAUCUAACUGUCCAUAGUGAUGAAACUGGCCACAUGGACUACUGAAAGUCAAGAGCCACGCCCUUCUGUAGAGUUUCUUCUCACUCCAUGCUGAUAGGCAGGAAAAUGAUGGACAAAGGGAUUUCUUGAGAUUGAUGAAUUUCAUCAAAGUUGUCAGAUUUUUAUAAUCUGUUUAGGGCUGAUUUAUAUCUGGAAAUUAAAUCUUCAAUUGGAACUUUGAGGUUGACAGACCUUACUUAGAAUGUGAAUACUAUUAUCAUGAGAUUUGUUUGUAUAUUUUAUUUUCUUUAUGGUCGUGAAUGCUGGAAAUACAAAGGAAAAUACUUUUAAAUAUUUCAACCAAAAAUCAAGUUGUUGGUUUCAUAAUCUUGCACUGUGUCCAGUAGGAUUUCUACAUAGACUUCAUCGACAGUAUUUGGCUUUAAAUAGUGUCUUGAUUUAUUCAUUGGUAUAGUCACUACACAGUUUCUUGUUCCUUUUCAUAUUCGAGUUUCCAAGGCAUCUGUGUCAGAGAUACUAUUAGUGUGAGUUGAGGAUAACUGGGCGUUAGGAAAGCAAAUCAUGAGUUCAUUUUAAUUUUGCUUUGACAGUUUGGAAAUAAGAUAUUAAAACUUUGUGUUUUCUUAAUUUUAUAUUAAUAUGCAAGUUUUUAUUAUUAUUUUAAAUAGGACUCAGUAUGUAAUGUAAAGGUUUUUAUGUGUUCUGCCCCUCCAUCUCCUUCAUAAUCUCAAAGGUACUAGCUGUGAAGAUUCCUUCCAUCUUGGCUUCUUUGGGUUGUAUGGCAUUUAAGCUCAGAAAUGCAAGAAUCACAAGACCUUCUCCCUAUUUUCUGUGUAGGUUCAUGAUCUAAUCCUGGCAGUUCCUGGAGAAAUGAGGUAGCUCUUUUCAGCACAUCUUUCCUGUGUCCCUGAGGAAAUGGUUAUGAGGUGUUUUAACCUGGUUCCCUCCUCUCCCCUAGAGCAUCACUUGAGUGUAGAUUGUAGCUCUUUCAGCUUCAGCACACUGAGUACGUGAACUCCGAGUUAUGGUUAGGUUGGGAGCUUGGGAUAGUUCAUUUCUUUUUAAAAUUGUUGUUUUGUUCUUUCAUUCAGUAUUUUUAAAAGCUUAGAAAAAGUUACUCUCUGGAUAGAGCCUUUCCAGGUGUUGGUUUUUCUUUUUAAAAAGUCUACUUGUGGGCGGGGGUGGCACACACCAUUAACCCCAGCACUUGGGAGGUAGAGGCAGGCGGAUCUCUGUGAGUUCAAGGCCAGCCUGGUCUACAGAGAAAGUUCCAGGACAGCCAAGACUACAAUACAGAGAAACCCUGUCUCAAAUAAACCAUAAUAUAUCAUGGUUUUCCUCCCCUAACUCUUCUCCUGGACUAUAGCAAUAGAUGUUCAUUAGCUGCCUGGCCUCUGGUCCAGUUUCCUUAAGUGCUGUGCUUACAGCACACACUUUACUGUUCCCUGUCCUGUGUUUAAUCCUUUUCUGCUAAACAUAAGAACCACUAGAUUCAAAACCAAGGUCUGAGUUCUGAUCCUGGCUUGUUUAGUAACUAGCAUGAUGCCCUUUGACAAAUAACUUCAUGUGUCUGCUUUUUAGCGCUCUUCUGUAUAGAAUACAGUCACUAACCCAAGGUCCUAUUCUUGUCUGUGACUCUGCAGUUUGGAGCCUUGGUUCCAAAUAUGUUGAUUUCCUCCCCAUUCCAGAAAAGUUGAUUUGUGUGUUUUUGGCACUAUAACAUCCUUUUUGUAUCAUGUUUAAUAAGAUUUUUAAAAAAAAGUUAUAGGUCCUACUUAGCUGCUUUAAGACUUGCUUAAAGAGAUUGUCCUGGAAAAAUCAGACCUUCCAUGAUAUAUGAAAUAUGUGUGUCUUAGAGAUCACAGUGUAAAUAUAGAUUAUUAUAGCAAGGGCCCUUAAACUAACAGUAAUGCAGCUCCUAACUGGUGGCUAAAGAUCUAAGUAGACCAGAACUAAGGCUGUAGUGUCAGUGUUUAGCAAAUACUGAGAAAUUCUGAGCUUGGUUUCCAUAACUAGGGAGGAAAAAAAAUUCACAAACAAAGAAAAAUAGUAGAAACAAUUCUGAACUGGAUGUGGUGAUGUGUGUCUAUAAUCCCAGUACACAGGAGGCUAAAGCAGGAGGGUUACAAGGUCAGGGCUAACCUAGAGUAUAGCAGAAGUCCAUCUCAAUAAUAAUUGAAUCUCCUGAGAGCAAAUCUGCAGUAGGAAACUUAAAGCUUUUUUUAAUCUGUGCUUUAAAAAAAAAAAAAACAUGUAUUGUACAGCUGCUGUGCACCACACUUUGUUUAUGGCACUUGGAAUGCAAGCAGAGAAGACUUAAAGAUCCUUGCCUUGAAGACAAAGAUUGUGGCGUAGUAGUAGAGCCUUGCGUAGAGUGCACACAGCCCUGGCUUCCAUUCUCAGCACUUAGAGGCAGGGCAUCAGGAGUUCAAGGCCACCCUAGCCAUACAGAGUGAGCUCUAGACCAGCCUGGGCUACAUCAGACCCCAUCACAAAAACAGAUUUGCGUGUACAUAAGCUCUGUUUAAUCUUAGAAUUUAUGAAAACUUAAAUAUUGGAACUAAAAACAGCAAAGCUGAAGAAGCAACAUUUUUUUUAGUCAAAUUGCACAAAUCUUGCUAUAGAUUCUAGUAAAGUUUCCUCUCUCUCUCUCUCUCUUUGAGGCAGGAUUUCUCUAGCUUUGGUGCCUGUCCUGGCACUCUCUCUGUAGACCAGGCUGGCCGCUAACUCACAGAGAUCCACCUGCCUCUGUCUCCCAAGUGCUGGGAUUAAAGGCGUGCAUUACCACCGCUCAGCCUAUAUUGCCAAUCUCUUAAAAAUCACUGCAAACACCAGGCGGUGGUGGCACACACCUUUAAUCCAGCACUCAGGAAGCAAAGGAAGGCAGAUUUUGAGAUCCAAGGACAUCCUGGUCUACAGAGCAAGUCCCAGGACAGCCAGGACUACACAGAGAACCUGUCUUGAAACACAAACAAAGAAUCACUGUAAACCAACUAAAAAGCAUCAAAGAGAUGGGUGCGAGAGACCUGUUGCACACAAAGCAAGGUGAAGCACAAUAGGACUUUCUUUGUCUCCAUACAUUUCUUACACAGGGCAGUCACCAUCCUGUUUUAUAGAAGAGAAAACUGAGGUGUUAGAAGCUGCUCGUUAUCCAGUGAUAGAGCUAUGAGAACACGAUCUCAUCUCAGCCCCCUCUCCCCUAGCUCAGGCUUCUUUCUGUCAUGAACAAGAGGGAAAAUUUUAGAGCUAUAUUAAUAUAAAAAUUAAGAUUCUCACGUAUUGGCUGUUGAAACCCAUUAGGAUGAGGCUCAGUCAUCCUUACCUGGCAUCUGCCAAGCCCUGUGUGUAAUUCCCGGUACAGUGGAUAUUCAUGCCGGUGAAUCAUUCACCUCAACACAUUUUUAUCAAUUAUAAAAUCAGAUGUUUCUUUCUUUGAUUUCAGUCAGGGUAUAUCUUUGUGUAAAUAUUUCCUUCCAAGGAAGUGGUGCUCUCGGGACCUUUCAAAGCACAGAAUUGAUUGUGCCCUUUAUAUUUUUUAACAAUGUUAAAAUGUUUCACAGUUUUGGAAUUGAGGUGUAAUUUGAUCUUGAGGUUUUCCUGACUUGGGGUUUGGGUGUGGAAUUUGAUUUUUAUUUUUUUCUCCUCUGACAUGCAGUAGAAUUCCCUUAUCUGGGUAAUGGUACUGAAUCUCAUUAAUGUCCAGGGAGAAGUCCAAGUCAGACUCCUGAGGCAGUUACAGACCCUUCUCUAGCGUUCAAGUCCAGUCUGUCUGUGUCUGAGCAAAGGCUUCAAGAUAGUUGAAAAGUCUCACUUAUCCAUGGAGACAUGUAAUCACCCCAAUAACCAGAGAAUGUUCUGGACUAGAGACACAUUAAGGUGCCAGUGUCUGGAAACUUGGCCCCUCCAGAAUCAUCUGUCCGCCCUGUGUGAGUAUAAGACUAUGAAUCUGAAUGCCUUGAGUUUCCUGGUAAUUUGGGAGUGAUUUCUGUUCUCUUGUUUAUUUUUGGAGAAUUCAAAGAGUAUUUAGGUUUAGGGCUCUUUUUUGAACUUAUUUAUUUGAAAUCCUUAUUUUUAAUGGCAUGUGUAUAUUUUUGUGAUGCUAAAUGCAAUCUCUCUAAACUUUGUAUAUGUGUGUAUAUAUCUGUAAAUAUCUUGGUAUGCAGUUAUAUACAGUGUGUGUAUAUUAUAUACCCAUACCCAUUGUGGGCUGAAUUUAUUUUAGUUCUGUGAGGACAUCAGAGUGGCAUUGUUCAUGCUACUAUAAUUAGGUUGUGGCUGGAUCUCAUUCACAAGCCUCAAUUUUAAGGGGCUUGUGUUGGGAUAAGAUGGGCUCCUUUGGAGUUGAAAUUAGGAUAUGAAGAUGUUAAGAAAAAACUGCCUAUUCUCAGCUUUAAAUUCAUUUGCCAACUUCAAUUUAAAUUGAUAAAUUUACUAGAAACCUGAAAACCUAAGUUUGUGAACUGAGACACCAGCGGAAUCUUAAUCUUUAUUAGUCCUUUAUUUUUUUAAGCCCAUAUUUGAGUGUUACUACUGAGUAGAAGAUUGUUUAUAUUAGGACUUUAGGAGCUGUUAGAAAUAGGAAAUGACUUUUAAGCCAUUCAAUAUCUGAUGCUAAUUUUUAAUUUUUGAAUUUUUUCCCAUGAAUAUAAUCAUUCUAUAUGUGUCUCUGAGGCAGAAGAAGGGGCAUUCGCUAAGGAAGGCCAAACCUCGGUAGGCUGGACAGAGGGGAGCUGGGUUGUUGAUUUGUGUGUGUCUGUAGCGGUGUCUGCUUAAGUAGACUUUUUUUUUUUUUGGUAUUGCAUAUCAAAGGUGAGUCUGUUCAUCUGAAAAAAUGCUUCCAGCAAAUUCAGUGCCUCCACUUUCAUUGCUGAGAUCUCUGGAAAUACUUUUGCUUUAUAUUUUUAUUUGUAUUUGGUUUGGUUUGAGGCAGGGUUUCUCUCUGUAGCCCUGGCUGACCUCUAACUCAGAGAGCUGCCUGCCUCUGCCCACCACCUUGCUUCCUCUACAUUUUGACCAUACAUUCACACUAGAAGUAGAUUUCUUAAUAUGAAGUGCCUGAGAGGCUCUCAAUUAAGCACGGUGUGUGACAAAGGUGCAUCUGUAAUCCCAGUUCUAGGGAGAAGGAGAUCCUAAUCGAGUUCAAGGCCAGCUUCUGCUGCAUAGGAAGUUGAGGAACAGUGUGGGCUACAGGAGACCCUGUCUCAAAUAUCCUAACAGAAAGACUUGGAAUAAUGGUGUUGAAGACCGUAAAAUUACAGAAAACGUGUACAAUGCCAGACUGUGAAUGUUGGGGAUCAGCAGAGUGUCUGCAUGAAUGAAUAUAAAGGGCAUCUAAACACACUUCUGUACAUUCACUGAGAAGAGUAGAGUUAUUUCUACAUUGUAAACUGUAACUGCAAGACAGCUUUCUACUCCAUUCUUCAAAUAAACAAAUCUCUCUUAUUAUUACAUUAAAAAAUUAAUUCAAGUCAGUUCUACCACUUCUAAAAUAAAGCAGCUAGUUAGUCAUAAUACUUUUCAAUUAUACUCUUGGUUAUCUUUUUCUUAAAAUAUAUUAAGAUGCAUUAAUGUGUUAUUUCUGAGAAAUCCUUAAAAAAAAAAUGUUCACAGGCUCUCACGUUGGUUAAGCGUCCAAACCUUUUAGCAGGUGGCAGAUCAUGUGUCGUUUAAACUUCAUGAAACUAGGGGCUGGUGGGAUGGCUCAGCAGUUAAGAGCACCUUUUUAGUUUUUGUUGUUUGUUUUUGUUUUGCUUUUUUGAGGCAGACUCUCUAUGUUGUACUGGCUGUCCUAGAGCUUACUAUAUAGACUAAGCUGGCCUUGAACUCACAGAGUUCCUCCAGCCUCAGCCUCCUGAGUGCUGAUAUUAAAGUCAUGCACCACAUCAUGCCUGGCUAAGAGGCCUCUUACAGGACCUAAAUGUCAUUCUUAGUACACACAUGGCUGCUCACAAUCUUUAGUUCUAGGACAUCUGACAGCCUCUUCUAGCCUCUGUGACGCAUAGACAUACAUGCAGGCAAAACACGCAUACACUUAAAUAUAUAUAUACAUAUAUAUGUAUGUGUAUAUAUACAUAUAUAUGUAUAUGUAUGUAUAUAUACAUAUAUAUGUAUAUAUAUAUAUUAAGCAUAGAAAGUAAGGUUGAUGUUGUGCCUGUUUUGUCCCAAACAGUUACAAAGCUGAUAACUUUGCAGUUGAAUAAAAUACAAAUUGUUGAGAAAACCAACCCUUUUCCCCACAUUCUCUUGAAUGCGUGUGAGCUGAUAUUGUAUACAGAGUCAACUCUGAGUCUUUCCUGAGAACUGGGACCACUUAAUUUAAUGAAAAUAAAAAGGUGAUUUAUCAUCCUUAGACUAAACCUUCCAAACAUAAAUCUCUGUUAGUCUCAUUUUCCCUGAGUUCUUUGAACACAGAAGUUAAUUUUCAACAUGCUUUGUAUUUAGUGGAGAAUAAUUUAUCUGUGGAUGUGAUAAACGCCUGCCUACAGGAAAGUAGUGAUACAGGAGAAUAUGUGAUUAGGUAAGCAUCAAUGUAUUUUUUUUAUUUAUUUAUUAUGUAUACAGUGUUCUGCCUGCAUGUGUGCCUGCGGGCCAGAAGAGGGCACCAGAUCUCAUUACAGAUGGCUGUGAGCCACCAUAUGGUUGCUGGGAAUUGAACUCUGGACCUCUGGAAGUACAGCCAGUGUUCAUAACCUCUGAGCCAUCUCUCCAGCCAAAGCAUAGAUGUAUUAAGUAUAAUUAAUUUGAUACUAUAGAAGAAGUAUUUUCUUUGGAAUUCUGUAACUAUGUUUUCAUAGGUGAAAAUCAGUAUACAAUUACUUUUUUUUUCUGUUAAUUUUUUGAGACAGGGUUUCUUUGUGUGACGGUCCGGAACUCGCUUUGUAGACAAGGCUGGCCUCAAACUCAGAGAUCUGCUGCCUCUGCCUCCUCCUAAGUGCUGGGAUUAAAGGCUUGCGCCACCGGUGCCCAGCUAUAGUUACAUUUUUAUUAAGCACUGUUAAUUAUUCAGAACUGUAAUACCAUUUCAUAAUUUUAAAAUGUUCCUUUCUUGAUUGCUGGUUUUUGUUUUUCAAGACAGGGUUUCUCUGUAGCUUUUGGAGCCUAGUUCCAGGACAACCAAGGCUACACAGAGAAACUCUCUCAAAACUCCCCACCCCCCAAAAAUAAACAUUAUAAAAUGUUAAAUGAUGUUACUCCUUCCCCAGUAAACAUUUCCGAACCACAGAGAAACGCCACUGUAUGUUUUCAAUAUUUUAACCCCCAUCCUCUUUUGCAUGCCAUUGAUUUUCUCUAAGUUAAAAGUGUGCAGUGGUAUAUUUAAAAUCUUCAGAGAAAAAAAUUAAAGUGUCAUACCAUAAUAAGUUUUGUUACUGUUUCCUGGAGAAUUGUUUUUUUUAAUAAUUCUCAAUUCUCAUUAAAUUACAUUGUGUGGUUCAGUACAGUAAUUCAGAACUUGGUUUUUGUGGCUUUUGUUGUUACUUUUCUUUUUCAUUUUUCAAAAAUAAGCUUUAUUUUUUUUUUCGGCUGGAGUCCUGUAUGUUAUGGAAUUCUUUCAAUAGAGGCAGAAAGGUCUACAUACUAAGAAAUGCAGAUAAGUGUCCUAGCACGUUCUUAGGAGAGAUGACAAGGGAAGGAAUUUCCCCAGAUAAGUUACGCUCAUUUUGUGGCACCAAUAUAAGUAGUAGUUGCAUUUGUCACUGAAUCACACGAAGUACUUAGACAUAGUUUAUUUUACUUUGCUGUGAGGAUUAGUAGAAUGUCACAGAACUUUGAUACUUUCUGAGCAGUUUCCAUUUAACUGUCAGUUAGCUUUAUUCAAAGUAUCACUAAAGUUAAUUUAAUCAAGCAAGAAUUUUUUAAAGUUGUUUGAUCUUCUUUACCCUAAAAAUUAUGGUGAAUCUAUUGUCUACAUUAUGUUAGUCAGAAAUGCACUUGUUGAAAUCAUAGCAGAAACUAUACUUGACUUUAUAGUAAUAUGAAACACUUUAUUUUAAAAAUGUGCUUGUCUGUAACUGAAAUGUUAUAGAAUUGUAACACUGUAGGAAUUAUAGAGUUAUAUUUAUUAGCUCUCAAGAGGUGAAGCACAACAAUUUUCAUGUAACAAUCCUUAUCCAAGUGCUCUCCGUCGUGCACAUAACCAAGCUAACCGGUUGUCUAUCUAGUUGUUCACAGAUCCCUACAUCCUUGAGACAGUCUUGCUCAUUUGUAUUAAAAUGGGGUAUUGUGACUUAAUACUUUAGAAUAAACCUGUCAAUCAGCUAGCUCUGUUAUACAGUAAAUUGUUCGAUUCACAAAGUUUAUGUGUUAAUGGUAGAUUUUGAAGACUAUAAUAUUAAGGGACAAUUAUAUUGUCAGUAUCAUUUGCCUUGAACAUUUGUGUUGCUGUAAAAGUCUUGUCUGUUGGUGUUUCUAAGUUGGUGAAAGUAUACAUUCUCUUAGGUUUUCUCUUUUGUUUUGUUUCUUCCCAGCAGUCAUUCCCUGCUUUUGUCUGUUACAAUUAACGUUUUUAGAGACUUUACAUAUUGACAAGUUCUUAAACAUUUUCUUGAGUUGAUCGCUUGACCCUUGUGUAAUUUGUUGUGCAGGAUGUGAGCCUUUCACUUCUAUACUACAUGAAUUUCAGAGUAAACACUGUGAUUCUGCAGAGCAGAUUCUGUAGGCGUUGCAAUGUGCUUUCCUGUUACACAGUGCCUAUCACUGAGGGCACUUAAAUACUAGAGGAUGGGAAAUAAAAUGUUGUUUUGAUGUUUGCUAAAUAACAAAAUUAAAGACUAUUUGGGUUUUGUGGUCAGUGUAAUAAAGAACUUUGCAUUGAUAAAUAUUCUCUAGGAAUGUGUAUACAUUCAUUAAGUGUGAACUCUUGUAAAUGAAUUUUAUAUCUUGAAUCGCGUAUAUAUUAAGUGUAUCAUCAAUACAAAAAAUAAACAUUA
Molecule: messenger RNA, 11336 nt
Organism: Microtus oregoni (creeping vole)
Lineage: Eukaryota; Metazoa; Chordata; Mammalia; Rodentia; Cricetidae
Gene: Scai
Product: suppressor of cancer cell invasion
Exons: 18
Coding region: 229-2049 (606 amino acids)
Biological process (GO): DNA-templated transcription
Cellular component (GO): nucleus
Molecular function (GO): transcription corepressor activity
Source: RefSeq, a predicted model, not a curated record